AUGUUGACUGAAUUUUUUGCUAUGAAUGCAACUGAUGAACAUGCUAUAGCUAUGCAAUUAUUGUACAAGGAAUUUCCGAAAUAUUUUGUAUGGUCUCCAGGAUAUAGAACGUGGACAUGUCGCCAAAAACGUAACGUAAUCGGACGUGUUGUAACAUAUCACCCAACAGAAGGAGAGAGGUAUUAUCUCAGGUUAUUAUUGAUGAACGUGAGAGGACCUAAAUCAUAUGAAGAUCUUCGCAUCGUUAACGAGGUACCCUGUAGUACAUUUAGAGAAUCAGCAGAAAAAAGAGGAUUAUUAUACUGUAACAACAGUUUAAUUGAAUGUAUGUCGGAGGCUGUAAGCUAUCAAAUGCCAUAUUGCUUGAGACGUUUAUUUGCGACAUUGUUAGUAUAUUGCAAUCCUGCUAAUCCAAAAAUAUUAUGGGAAAUGUUUGAAGAUUCAAUGUCCGAAGACUUUAAACAUUUCUCUGAUUUUGAAGAAAAAGCUGUUCGGCACAAGGUUUUAAGCCAUAUCAAUGAUAUCUUGUACUCUAUGGGACACGAUAUAAAUGAGUAUAAACUUAUUCUAGAGAAGAUUAGACCUUCUGAAAGGAUGCAAAGGAUGUUCAUUUUGAAAGAAAUAUAA
Molecule: messenger RNA, 627 nt
Organism: Nicotiana attenuata
Lineage: Eukaryota; Viridiplantae; Streptophyta; Magnoliopsida; Solanales; Solanaceae
Exons: 1
Coding region: 1-627 (208 amino acids)
Source: RefSeq, a predicted model, not a curated record